Molecule: messenger RNA, 1073 nt
Organism: Camponotus floridanus (Florida carpenter ant)
Lineage: Eukaryota; Metazoa; Arthropoda; Insecta; Hymenoptera; Formicidae
Exons: 5
Coding region: 248-901 (217 amino acids)
Source: RefSeq, a predicted model, not a curated record
UUUAAGCGGCCAUAUUCGUGAGCGGUUUCGUCUUUUGUCGUCAUGUGUCGUCAUGUGUCGUUAAAUGUUUGGCCAUGUUUGCCAUGUGCUUUACAUGAAAUGAUAGCGUUUUAAUUAGAGUGUUCAAGCAUCUAUAUUCUAAUAUUCUUUUUGAAUUAUUACACACUGGGUCAUUAGGACACGAAGCAUAAAAAUUUUGGUACAGCCUUAUAUUAUAUUAUAAUAGUAUUAUUUUUAAAAUUUAAUAAUGCCUAAAUGCAAAAAAAGUCGUUUUUUGCAAUCAAUUACAGUAAGAAAACAUCACGAACAAAAAAACGCUUGUGAGUUACCUUCAACAUCUGCUUACAAUAAAUCUUCAUUUGAAUCUGUAAAACCAUCUGAUAAUCUAUAUGAUAAUAAUUUCAAAAAACAAGUAUUACGACAAUUGCAAAUAAUUAAUCUAAGACAACAACAAAUUUCAGAGGAUCUGAGCGUAUUAUUGAUGAAAGCAAAUUCUGAAAAAGAUGAACCAAUUAUAUCAAAUGAAAAGUCUAUAUUUAAAAAUUAUAAUUUUCCUUUAAAAGAAAUAAAAGAAUUAGAAGCUAUAGAAGAAUUUCUAAUCGAAGACAAUAAUUUCAAAAAGUUUGUAACGGAAAUUAUUAAAAUUGGAGGAACAUCCUACAAACAGAUGGUGAAACGCGUGUUAACAAGAAUAAUAUCUAAUGAUUUGUCUAAGACUUAUAGUUGGAUAGGUUAUAAAGGAAAACGUAACUUUUUUAAUCUUCGAAUUUGCUCAGCAAUAUUAUCUGCUGUACAAAAAACGCAUGGCUGCUCUGAAGCGAUGAUAGAGGCUGUAAUAAAAUAUUGGCUUGUAAAAUCUAUCGAACGACAGAAACAGUUAACAAAAGAAAAAAAUUCGUAAGAUUUACAAGUACAAAAAAAUUUUAUUUUAAAUAUUCCCAAGUAAAAGAUAAUUUUAUUUUAAGUGCAACUUAAGUGCAAUUUUAUUUUGAAGUUUUAUUUUUAAUGCAUAUUCGCAAGUAAAAGAUAAUUUUAUUUUAAGUGCAACUUAAGUGCAAUAUUAAGUACCAAAG